Messenger RNA from Rhododendron vialii, 2229 nucleotides. Its product is annotated as T-complex protein 1 subunit beta. The transcript is spliced from 12 exons. The coding region runs from base 323 to 1906 and encodes 527 amino acids. The record is from RefSeq and is a predicted model, not a curated record. Gene Ontology annotation, biological process: protein folding. Gene Ontology annotation, cellular component: cytosol; chaperonin-containing T-complex. Gene Ontology annotation, molecular function: ATP-dependent protein folding chaperone; ATP hydrolysis activity; ATP binding. Lineage: Eukaryota; Viridiplantae; Streptophyta; Magnoliopsida; Ericales; Ericaceae.
UUGAAUUGUGGGACCUAUCCCCUAUGGUCGACAGCGAUUAGUGGACCCUAAUGGCAUAAUCCAACGGUUGCGUAUAUGUAAAGUCCACACAGAUCACCGUAACCUCUAGAAACACCUGAUUAUUACACUGCCUCAAGCAGUGAGUAAAGCAAAUCGCCUCCUCUCGGCGGGAAGAGAACACCAUCGGUUGUCUCCUUCUCUCUCCCCAACCUAGGGUUUUCUACGUAAUCAGCAACACAGCCCAAAUCGCAAAUCCAACAGGUAUUAAUUAAAGCCUGCCUUAGCACUCGGCGUCCGGCUCCGUCUCGUUUACGUGUUUCUGAUGGCGGUGGAGAGGCUUUUUAAAGAUGAAGCUACAGAAGAAAAGGGUGAACGUGCCAGAAUGGCAUCCUUUAUUGGUGCAAUGGCAAUUGCUGAUUUGGUCAAGACAACCUUAGGGCCCAAGGGAAUGGAUAAAAUUUUACAGUCAACAGGCAGGGGACACAGUGUUACUGUGACAAAUGAUGGUGCUACAAUAUUAAAGUCACUUCAUAUUGAUAAUCCAGCUGCUAAAGUCCUUGUUGAUAUUUCCAAAGUUCAAGAUGAUGAAGUUGGAGAUGGGACUACCUCUGUAGUUGUUUUGGCUGGCGAGCUUUUGAGGGAGGCGGAAAAGUUGGUAGCAACAAAAAUUCAUCCAAUGACCAUAAUUGCAGGUUUCCGGAUGGCUGCUGAGUGUGCUCGUGAGGCUUUACUGCAGAGGGUGAUGGAUAAUAAGGAGGAUGCAGAGAAAUUCAAGGCUGACUUAAUGAAGAUUGCAAUGACUACUUUGAGCUCUAAAAUCCUCUCUCAGGAUAAGGAACAUUUUGCAAAACUGGCUGUUGAUGCUGUGAUGAGGCUAAAGGGCAGCACAAACUUGGAGGCCAUUCAAAUUAUUAAGAAGCCUGGUGGAUCUUUGAUUGAUUCCUUUUUGGAUGAAGGGUUCAUUCUAGACAAGAAAAUCGGUAUUGGCCAACCUAAACGCAUUGAAAAUGCAAAGAUCUUGGUGGCAAAUACUGCAAUGGACACGGAUAAAGUGAAAAUUUAUGGUGCCCGAGUUCGUGUUGAUUCCAUGUCUAGGGUUGCUGAGAUUGAAACGGCUGAGAAGGAGAAGAUGAGGGAGAAGGUGCAAAAGAUCUUAGCUCAUGGGAUUAACUGCUUUGUGAACCGACAGCUCAUUUACAAUUUCCCAGAGGAGCUAUUUGCCGAUGCAGGAAUUCUUGCAAUUGAGCAUGCUGAUUUUGAUGGUAUUGAGCGCUUGGCUCUAGUUACAGGGGGUGAUAUUGCCUCUACUUUUGACAAUCCAGAUUCAGUUAAGCUUGGACAUUGCCAGCUCAUUGAAGAAAUUAUGAUUGGUGAGGACAGGUUGAUCAAAUUUUCUGGUGUCGAAAUGGGCCAGGCAUGCACAAUUGUAUUGAGAGGUGCAAGCAAUCACGUGCUCGAUGAAGCUGAAAGGUCUCUGCAUGAUGCCUUGUGUGUUCUGUCUCAGACUGUAAAUGACAGUAGGGUUUUGCUUGGUGGCGGAUGGCCUGAGAUGGUUAUGGCAAAGGCAGUGGAUGAGUUGGCCCGUAAGACUCCUGGGAAAAAAUCUCAUGCUAUUGAAGCUUUCUCCCGGGCACUCAUUGCAAUUCCAACAAUCAUUGCUGACAAUGCUGGUUUGGACAGCGCUGACUUGGUUGCUCAGCUCCGAGCAGAGCACCACAAGGAAGGAAGCACUGCAGGAAUAGAUGUCAUUAGUGGAGCUGUGGGAGAUAUGGCAGAGCGUGGGAUCUGUGAAGCAUUCAAAGUUAAACAGGCUGUGUUGCUCUCUGCCACUGAGGCUGCUGAGAUGAUUCUCAGAGUUGAUGAAAUCAUAACCUGUGCCCCGCGUAAGAGAGAAGAUAGAAUGUGAGUUGAAAGACAGCUAUUAUGCCGAUGUCAGGACUCAGGACGGACAUCUAGUUUGUAACACAUGCAAUCAUCAUCUAGUUUUUGAUGAUUGGCCUGGUGAAGAAGUUUAGUUGUACGAAGUUUGGAAUAUGUACUGUUUUAAUGUGUACUACCGGGUUACGGAGCAAUUUUGGGUUGCAAAAUUUAGUUGUAUGGGGUUGCUUUUAGUCUUUGUUUGGAAGGAUAUACCAGUGUUGGGGAUUUUGUUGAGAUCUGGACUUUUGCAGGUAGAUUCUUUGGGUCUUGCCUCAUCUUGAAUAUCAAACGUAUCCUAUCUGCCAUGCA